Messenger RNA from Tachysurus vachellii, 4191 nucleotides. Its product is annotated as trichohyalin-like. Gene Ontology annotation, molecular function: GTP binding. The coding region runs from base 976 to 3651 and encodes 891 amino acids. Lineage: Eukaryota; Metazoa; Chordata; Actinopteri; Siluriformes; Bagridae. The record is from RefSeq and is a predicted model, not a curated record. The transcript has 4 exons.
CAUAAAAAAUCAUUAAUUAUGUUAUAAUUAGACCAGUGAUCAGUGAGGGGUAAAUGAGUUACCAUGGCAACCGGCUCCCAGUGAUGGUUUAUUGUGGAUAAAAAAAUCACAUUGGAUUGUUCUAGAAACACAGUUGUUAAACUGUUUGCUAGCAAUCUGCUGUUAUUACUGGUGUUGUUAUGAUGUAAUUAUUAUUUCUAGGAGUGUAAACACUUUGUGGAAACAUAAACAAAAUAAAUGUAAGAAAAAUGACGACCUUCAUUCCUUUGAUGUUUAUCUGAAAACUUUGUCUUUAAUUCCAUUUAAAGUGACACAGAAAAGGUUUAACACGUGUUCAGUUUAACUUGAGGAUCGAUGCAGACAACCUACAACACUAACAAAAUGAAGUUACACUAAAACAUUUCUCUUAAAAUCUUUGUGCUAAAAUUAAUGGCACCCCUAAUGAAAAUUGUUGGAGGUGAUCAGUCUGGUGGUCUUUUGGGAUAAAAAACAUAAAUUUCUCUCAGUUUCUGUGUUUCUUGUGUUCUUUGAUCAUCGCUGACUGACGAUUGUGAACAAAUAAAAGUCAGCUAAUGAACAUAAAAUAACAUUAAACACAAUCAGUGUCUUUAAAAAUAGAUGUAAAUGUCUGGACCAGUGGAUUAUGAUGCAUAAGAACAUGACUUCAUUGUGAUAUUGUGUGACGUCACCACAGCAGAAAUGAGACCAAACAUCUUGAUUCUCAUGGAGAUGAUUUUUUUUCUCUCUCCUGUAAGGUUCAGUUUAGUGUUUAAUGAUUGUGUUCUUCAGCUGGCUGCAUUCAAACUCAGUGUGUUACUGAAUACAAUAUCAGUUUAAAUCAACCUCAAUCAGCUCAGUGUGUACUGUUAGUAAUAUUACACACACACACACACACACACACACACACACACAGUGAUCUGAACAGAGAAACACUUCAUGUUUAUUUAACACUUUAUUUACAUACAUUAUUGAGUCAUGUAUAAAACCUUCACACUGUUUUAUUCACUUCCUCAGAGAGACAGAAAAUGGACAGAAGAUGAGAGAAAGAAAAUGGAGAAAUCUGUUCUACUGACUGAAUAUAAUUUUGAUAAAUUGAAAGAGACGAUCAGACACUUGGAAGAAACUGAAAACGAGCUGAAAACAAUAAAACAGGAACUGGACAGAACAACUGAGGAGCUACAGAAGAGAGAAAGAGCUCUACAGGAGAGAGAUCAACAACUGAAAGUGAAAGACACACAGAUACAGACGACACAAAUACAAGUGGAAGAAAUGGAGAAAACAUUUGUGAAGAAGGAUGAAGAAUUAAAUAAGAAAAAUGAAGAGCUGAAGGUUCUCAAAGAAAGUUUAGAGACUAAUAAGAAGACUCUUUCUGAGAGAGAUGCAGUGUUAAUGGAAACAAAUAAAACACUUAAAAAUGUCACUGAACAGAUGAUGGAAAGAGACAAAGAGCUUCAGGAGAAAGACAAACUUCUGACAGAAAAUACACAAACACUUCAGGAGAAGGACAAGACACUGGAAGAGAAGGAGAAACAGCUCAAACAGACAAGAGCUGAACUGGACAAAACAAUGAAGGUGUUAGAAGACAGUCAGCGACACGUGGAGGAGAAAAACACACAACUAGAGAAUCUGAACAAACUGCUGAAGGAGAAAGAAACACAGCUGAAGAACACAGAUAAAGAGCUGGAAACCAGUACAAAUAAACUGGACACACUGGGACAGGAGCUGCAGGACAAAGAGAGACAACUGGUGAGUGUGGUGGAAGAAGUGAAAACUAGUAAAAAUAAACUCACAGAAAGAGAUGAACAACUUCAGGAGAAAGACAAACUUCUGACAGAAAAUACACAAACACUUCAGAAGAAGGACAAGACACUGGAAGAGAAGGAGAAACAGCUCAGUGAAGUAAGAGAAGAAUUGAGAAAAUCAAAUAUAACGAUAGAAAAGAAUCAGACACAAUUGAAGGACAAAGAAAGACAACUGGAGGAUGUGUUGAAAGAACUGGAAACCAGUACAAAUAAACUGGACACACUGGGACAGGAGCUGCAGGACAAAGAGAGACAACUUCAGGACACGAUGAUCGUAGUGGAACAACAGAAAUAUGAGUUAGCAGAAAAAAACCAACAGCUUGAAGAGAAAGACAGACUUCUAACUGAGAGAGAGACACAGCUAAUGGGAAGAGACAAAGAGCUUCAGGAGAAAGACAAACUUCUAGAGGAGAAAACAAAGCAGCUGCAGGAACAGACAGAUCCAGAAUCAUCAGCCUCCAUCAGGAGAAGAAACAGCAAGGAACUUUUACCUCCAAAAAUGAGUGAAGAGACUCAGGACUCAGCAGCACCAAUCAGGAGAAGAAACAGUAUGGAUGGAAAUCGUCCAACAUUGGGUGGAGAAUCGUCUAGUCCACAUCCUCCAGCAUCGGUUCCUGUAGCAGAACUGAGGCUGGUGCUGCUGGGGAGGACGGGGUCUGGGAAGAGUGUAACAGGAAACAUCAUCCUGGGCAGAGAGGAGAGGAACCAGGCUGCUACGUCUACAGCUACAUCUACAGCCACCCAGCAGAGUGAGAGCACACAGGGGGAGGUGGCUGGGAGGAAGGUGACUGUGGUGGACACGCCUGACUGGUUCUCUCCUGAACUGUCUCUGGAGAAGCUGAGACAGGACGUGGGACACUGUGUCCGUCUGUCUGCUCCAGGACCCCACGCCUUCCUCCUGGUCAUACCUCUAAAGCAGCCUACAGGAGAGGAGAGAGGGAUGCUGGAGAAAAUGGAGGAGAUCUUUGGAGAGAGAUGUUGGAGAAACACAAUGAUCAUAUUCAGUGUUACUGAUGAAUGUGAGAAGAAGAACAUUGAGGACUUUAUCCAAUCAGGAGACCAGGAGGUCCAGAGACUUGUAGAGAAAUGUGGGAACAGGUUUCACUGUCUCAACAUUAAUGAGAGUGGAGAUGGUUCUCAGGUCUCAGAGCUGUUGGAGAAGAUAGAGAAGAUGGUGGAAGGAAGCAGAGAGAAAUUCUACAGCAGUGACAUCUACCUGGAGACAGAAUCUCAGAUCAGAGCAAUGGAAGCAACGAUUCUGAAGGAAAGAGAAGAGAAAAGAGAGAGAGAGGAGAAGGACAUGAAAGAAAAAAUAGAGAAGGAGGUGCAGGAUUCUCUGAGAAAGAUAGAGGGAGUGAUCGAGGAGCAUGAAGGAGACAUCAGACAACUUAAUGAUCGAACAACUGAACUGGAGAGAAAGAUGAAAGAAGAGAGGGAUGAAGAGAAAAAGAAAGAACUCGAGAGGGAGCUGAAACGAGAGGUAGACAAAAGAACAGAAAUGGAAGGAAAGGUGAAGAAACUAAAAGAAAAGAGAGAGAGGGAGAGAAAAGAGAUGGAGGAAAGGCACAAGCAGGAGAUGGAGGAGAUCAGGGAGGUGUAUGAAGGAGAGAUCAGAAUGGAGGCAGAGAGAAAGCUCAUGAAGAUCAUCCUGCCUGAACUCCAGAGAAACAUGUUGUCCUCAAAAACAAAGAUGCAGGAAGAUUUCAGCAGACAGAUGGAGGAGAAGAACAGAGAGAUGGAGAAUCUUCAACAGAAACUUUCACAGCUCACAGAACAUCUCAGACUCAGGGAAGAAGUCUACAGGACAACAGUGAUGAGUGUAACAUAUCAGAACCAGCAGCAGGUUUAAGACGAGUUUACGCUGCAUUUAUGACUUUGAGCUCUAUUUUGCUGCUGCAGUGAAAAAUCACACAUCGUCACAUAAUUCUUUUAUUGUGACUUGAGAUCAGCGCUCUUAUAUUUUAUAACUUAACAAUCAACCAGAGAACUUUAUUAAGACUUUUGUGUAAAAUUUGUGUAACAAAUUUGUUAGUUUUCCCAAAUAUCACCUGGUGCAGCUGACUGUAACAGACUAUUUUGAGGCUUUAAUAUUGUAAAUAAUUCAAUGGGGGGAAAAUAAAUCAUCAUGAAGCAACAUAUCUGUGAUCCUUACAAAUAUCUAGCAGGUUUGUCAGACUUUAUAAACUUUGUAAAACUCAAAACAUUUUUAUAAUAUUGCCAUGUUGUUGCCAUAUAUGGCUUUAAUGUUAUAUAUCUCAAUGAGAUUGUUAUUUUGUUUACAUUUUGUACAAUUUUAUUAGAAAAAUGAAUUUUUAAAAAUAUUUAUCAAUGAUGUAUAUAUUUGUACAUUUAAUUGUGUAUAAACUGUAUGAAUAAAUGUGAACAUGUA